This is a messenger RNA of Neltuma alba, 980 nucleotides long. Its product is annotated as RNA-binding protein Y14. The record is from RefSeq and is a predicted model, not a curated record. Gene Ontology annotation, cellular component: cytoplasm; nucleus. Gene Ontology annotation, molecular function: mRNA binding. The transcript is spliced from 4 exons. The coding region runs from base 76 to 699 and encodes 207 amino acids. Gene Ontology annotation, biological process: RNA processing. NCBI's taxonomy places the organism in Eukaryota, Viridiplantae, Streptophyta, Magnoliopsida, Fabales, Fabaceae.
UGCUUUUCACUUCGAGAGCGUGAAAUCAAAGGAGCCCUUGAGGUUUAGCGGUCCGUCGAGAACGACGAAAGAGUGAUGCAGGGAGCCGCAGCCGACGGAGAGGCAGUGGACUUCGAGCCGGAGGACGAUGACUUGAUGGACGAAGAUGGCGGCGCCGAGGCUGACGCCUCUGCAUCUCCCCAUGCUCCUCCUCUGCCGAAGCUCAAAUCUGCCAUCACUGGUGGCGCUUCCUCCUCACUCGCUGGCCCUAAAAAAACCAAAGGCCGAGGUUUUCGUCAGGAAACCGAUGCCAAUCGUAACACUGGCCUUUCUGGGUCAGAUUUCGACUCUCUCGCCACCGAGGGUGGGCCCGGUCCUCAACGAUCGAUUGAAGGAUGGAUUAUUCUGGUCACGGGAGUGCAUGAGGAAGCACAGGAAGAUGAUCUACAAAAUGCAUUUGGUGAAUAUGGAGAGAUUAAAAAUCUGCAUCUAAACCUUGACCGUCGCACUGGUUUUGUCAAAGGUUAUGCAUUGAUUGAAUAUGAGCAUGCUGAAGAAGCCCGAAACGCAAUAGAGAAUUUGAAUGGAUCUGAACUUCUUACUCAAACCAUUUAUGUGGACUGGGCUUUCAGCAGUGGACCUAUUAAUGGGUCAAUGAGAAGAAAGAAUGCUAGACCAACACGGGAACGGCGAUCGAGGAGUCCUCGGAGGAGAUAUUGACUUGGUGUGCAGUGUUUGGGAUGAUUUUGUAGACCUCUGGUUCAUUUUUGGUCAAAUCGUGACAGAUUUUCCUGAUACUUGUUCUACUUUCGAGUUAAUAUCUUUAUUGGUUGUUGCAGAUUUGUCUUUCAAGCGUCCUUUCUCGGAUUGCUCCGGCACAUCUCAAUCUAUGGUGUAUUAUGUAUGACAAUGUAGUACUACAAUGUAGUGAUGUGUACUGGUUGUUAUUGUUCUCUUAUUUUUAUCAUAUGCAAUUAUGUUAUGCUUGGGGAAUUGGGGUA